CAGACCUCAUCCAUCAGUUCGAUCACCGAGAGUACAAUGUCGCUGAACAUCAUAACAGUGACCCUCAACUUGGAUACCGUCAACUUCCUCGGCAUAUCCAUCGUAGGCCAGAGCAAUAAGGGAGGGGACGGCGGCAUAUACGUGGGCUCCAUCAUGAAGGGCGGCGCUGUGGCACUGGACGGCCGCAUAGAGCCCGGAGAUAUGAUACUACAGGUAAACGACGUGAACUUCGAGGACAUGUCCAACGACGACGCCGUGCGUGUGCUCCGGGAGGCCGUCCAGAAGCCGGGACCCAUUAAGCUGGUGGUGGCCAAGUGCUGGGACCCCAAUCCCAAGGGCUACUUCACGAUACCGCGCACCGAACCGGUCAGGCCUAUAGAUCCCGGCGCGUGGGUCGCCCACACAGAGGCUGCCCGAGCCAACCAGUUCAGUGAACAAGACUAUCCUCUGAGACCACCCUCUGUGUCCACGCUUACCUCCACCUCAUCAUCAAUCACGACAUCCAUACCCGAAACGGAACGACAGUUAAUCCUAGACUCGGCGCACCUGUCGGUUGAGAUGGAUAUGAUGACAAUCGCCAAAUCGAUGGCCAAUCCCGACUCAGGGCUCGAAGUGAAAGACCGAAUGUGGCUUAAGAUAUCGAUCCCCAACGCCUUCAUCGGCUCGGAAGUGGUCGACUGGUUGUACCGCAACGUACAGGGCUUUCAGGACCGCCGGGAGGCCCGUAAAUACGCCAAUCAGAUGCUAAAACAGGGACUCAUUAAGCAUACCGUGAAUAAGAGCUCCUUUUCGGAGCAGUGCUACUAUGUGUUCAAUGACUCGCUAUUAGAGCGAGACUUCGCCGCACUUAAGGUCAACGACGACGACCUCCCGCCCUCUUACAUGUCUGCCGGCGCUCUCAUACCUCAAUACACCGGCAACUAUGCGCCCGCUUUCAUGCAUCCGUGGGGUUCGGGCGGUGAGAUCCACAACUACGGCAUGUUUGGCGCCCAACCAUUCAAUAAUGGGAACGGAGGAAGCAUUCACAGCAAUUCAAUGUCGAGUGGCAAUGGUAUCGACGGUAAUGGCAUUCAUAGGCGCAACGAUGUGGCGCUGAUAGGCGAGCGCCAGAGUGCGAGUCCCGGUGCCAGCAGUGACUUCGACGACAUGAGCCAACGAAGUGGUCCCAUACUAAUCAAUUCACUGCAACAAAAACAGAUGCAAUCCUUUUCCAAUCCGUUGCAACAGCACCCGACCCCACGACAGCAUAUGAACGGCGAGCUCAUGCAUAAUAACCACAACUCACACCUCCUGAUGGGCGGUGUGGGCCCGGAUGGACCCAGCGAUCAGUCGUGCGCCGACUCCACACAUUCGGGCACUACUACCACCACCACUAGGGAUACGGAAAAGCAAAUGGACGGCCAGUCGUCCGAUAUAAAUGGUAGUCGACAGUCGUUUCGUAUGGCAAUGGGAAAUCCAUGUGAAUUCUUUGUUGAUGUCAUGUAAUGUCUGUCCCCUAUCGGUCCCCUCUCUCACCUACCAGUGCCCUAUAUAUCAAUUUAAUGCUCGAACCCAUUGACAGUAAUAGGAUUUUCAAUUGACAUGUUUUUUACUUUGACUUAAAAUUUUAAAACCAAUUUAAUAGUCAACGUUAGGAACGGAAUGUUUGUUUUGAGGUUUUUAAUCAGUGGUUGGGU
Messenger RNA from Oppiella nova, 1676 nucleotides. NCBI's taxonomy places the organism in Eukaryota, Metazoa, Arthropoda, Arachnida, Sarcoptiformes, Oppiidae. The record is from the annotation of a GenBank genome assembly.